AUGAGUACCUUAUCAUUAAUUAAUGCCACGAGCGUCCAGAAUCCAAACGACACUCACAAAUGGCAACGGUCCCAUUAUGUCCUUCUCCACAACAUUCAAGCGCCUUCCAUUCUUCUUGCUGUAGUGAUAUUACUUGGCAAUUCUCUUGUCAUCACAUCUUACAAGAUUAACGGGCGACUGAGAACUCGAACAAACGCGUUCCUCGUCAGUUUAGCCGUGUCAGAUUUUCUAGUUGGAAGUAUAUCGAUGCCGAUGUGGAUCUACAAUCUUAUCAUAGUCGAUAAUGGAUCCGUUGCUUUUAAAGCCGUUUUUAAAACUUUCGAUGUCUUUUCAGCGCUGGCUUCUAUUUACCAUUUAACUGCUAUAAGCAUCGAACGUUACAUCGCCGUUUCUCGACCGUUUUAUUACAAAAGUUUACCGUCCUUGUUUCAACGGGCAAUGAUAACAUCUGCAUGGCUUGUCGCCAUCUUGUUGGCUUCCUUCUCGUCUUUUACUAUGCCGUCUGUUCUUAAAAUCCCUUGGAACAGUCGAGUAUAUGCCACUGUUAUGUUCAUUAUCGGUUUCGCAAUUCCCGCCGCCAUUAUAUUUAUUAUGUACGUCGGCGUUUUUUCAGUCGCGCGCUCUCUCCUUCAACGCAACCCACACUACCCCCCUGGGAGUCGAGUAAGCAAUGGAAGCCUAAUGAGCCAAUAUUAUCAAGGAGAGAGAAAAGUGGCCAUCACUGUGGCAUUCAUCACAGGUUUGUUCAUUGCUACCUGGGUACCAUUUUUUAUCGUAUCUAUCACGGCUUCCUACUGUCUUCACUGCCUUCCUUCGUCGCCAAAAACUUUCACAUGGCUUAUUGUCAUUGUUAAGGGUGCACACUAUCUGAACAGUGGUGUCAACCCACUGGUGUAUGCUCAACGGGACAGUGAAAUGAGAAGAACAUUUCUUACACUGUUAGGAUUUAAGCGCGUCACUCGUCAUAAGAGCGCCAAACAGGAAAGGCCCUGGGGAAUCAAACAACUGACCGGCCGCACCAUACAGUGCUAUCAUUUAGGUAGUUCCAAUGCUGCGCAGUAUCAUGUGAGUGGUACGGUUAAUGAAUUUUUUACCAAAAUUACUGAAAAGCAUGUGGAAGUCACUGUAACCUGAGGGAUCCUGAAUGAACUGCAGUCCAGAUCCAGGAGUUCUGUUCAGGCCGUUAUGUCAUGUUCCUGAGCAAGACAGUUUACACUAACCGUGCCCUUCCUCGUCUAAGGGUAUGAAUGGGUUCUCGCAAGCUGUUUACCAGGUGAUAAUUCGAGAGGGUCAGCCCCAGUGGACAAGCAUAAACGCUUAGUUUAAUAUCAAACGAGACCUAGAGGCCCGGUACCUUGAACUUGGUUCGUUUGAACGUGUCAACCACAACCUUACCCGGCGGUUGACAAGUAGCAUGUACUUGUGCGAUCCAAAACUUGCCGACAAAUGAUACGUGAACGUUACAAAUCAGACUCUCGGGCUGCCCGAAUAAAAACGAAAGAUAGUCGAACAAAGUCCCUUUUGCGUCAUUGGAAACGCACAGAACUUUCCAAACUCAUUGCCGUAAAAAGGUUAUACAUGCUAAAAUAUUUAUGAAUUUAUCUCUCUGAACAGAAAUCUGGAGCUAGCUUGUUCUGCCCGUUUGAUCUGUUGAACACUUUCUUUUUAAGAAAAGCGACGAGACAUGCAUUCUUCAUUCUAACACAAUUUUUAUGUAUUUGUAAAUGGGGGUCUGAGGUUUAUUUUCUUUUUUUAGGAUGUGUUCAUGAAUAUAACAUUUAUUACGCUGAUUCAACUCCACCUGCCUUUUUUACCGAGUGCUUCUUAAUUAA
Stylophora pistillata is the source of this 1832-nucleotide messenger RNA. RefSeq names its product D(1) dopamine receptor-like. Gene Ontology annotation, biological process: chemical synaptic transmission; G protein-coupled receptor signaling pathway, coupled to cyclic nucleotide second messenger. Gene Ontology annotation, cellular component: plasma membrane; dendrite. Lineage: Eukaryota; Metazoa; Cnidaria; Anthozoa; Scleractinia; Pocilloporidae. The record is from RefSeq and is a predicted model, not a curated record. Gene Ontology annotation, molecular function: G protein-coupled serotonin receptor activity; neurotransmitter receptor activity.